Peronospora belbahrii is the source of this 765-nucleotide messenger RNA. The record is from the annotation of a GenBank genome assembly. NCBI's taxonomy places the organism in Eukaryota, Oomycota, Peronosporomycetes, Peronosporales, Peronosporaceae.
AUGACAAGAUCUCCAUCCCCCAAGCGCCUGUGCACCGGUGACAACAAGCGUGAUAAAAACGGAUUGGAAAGAGAGAAGGAGCUGGAAAGGGAAAAGGAAAAGGAGAUACUUGAAAAUUUGCAAAAGGUACAAGAAGUGCUCGAACAGUUAAGAAUUGAGGAGAAUAAGGAGGUCCUGGCCGUUGAGACCAAGUACAUAGUCAAAACGCGUGAUGUGUAUGUCAAGCGCAAUGAGUUGCUGUCUGAGAUUCCCCACUUCUGGAAUCAAGUAUUUCUGAGGCACCCGGUGGUGGGCAACUACCUCAACAUGAAUGACGGGGAGGAGCUCAUGGAAUAUUUGCAGACGUUUGUCGUCUUUGUUGGUAAAAACGGUAGCUUUAAAAUAAAGCUGAUUUUCCAUGAGAACCCAUAUUUCUUUCCUACGAUGCUGUGGAAGCAAUUCGAUUUAUCAAAGAAAGAUGUGAAGGUCAGCGCAUCGAAAAUCACCUGGACGGAGAGGGCUUAUAUGAGAAAGGCAACGGACAACUUUUUCUUCCAGUGGAUCGUCUCGACCGAAGGUGACCAGGGCUUAGCAGAAAUCAUAAAGGAAGAGUUGUGGAAGAACCCUCUCGAGUACUUUGUGACGGAUGAUGAAGAUGAAGACAGUUGUGACAAGGACGAAUCAGACGAGGACGAAUCUGACGAGGUUGAGGACAAAGAUAUAGAGGAACAGGAAGAAGAGGAUGAUGCAGAUGCAGAUGCUGAAGGCAAAAGAAACAAGGAAUAA